Messenger RNA from Ictalurus punctatus (channel catfish), 1337 nucleotides. It is a transcript of the gene rbm7, whose product is annotated as RNA binding motif protein 7. Gene Ontology annotation, cellular component: nucleus. The coding region runs from base 96 to 860 and encodes 254 amino acids. Gene Ontology annotation, biological process: regulation of alternative mRNA splicing, via spliceosome. The record is from RefSeq and is a predicted model, not a curated record. Lineage: Eukaryota; Metazoa; Chordata; Actinopteri; Siluriformes; Ictaluridae. Gene Ontology annotation, molecular function: single-stranded RNA binding. The transcript is spliced from 6 exons.
CGGCAGUCUCCCUCUUUUUACGGCAGUAGUCUGUAGAUAAACAUUGUGUCGUGGGUGCUGCGUAGAAAAUUCGGGCUGUAAACGCGUGCAAAAAUAUGGGCAUAGCAGACGAAGCAGACCGGACUCUAUUUGUGGGCAACUUGGACUCUCAAGUCACAGAAGAGCUUUUGUUUGAACUGUUUUUACAGGCUGGGCCUUUGAUCAAAGUAAAAAUCCCGAAGGACAACGACGGGAAUUCGAAACAGUUCGCCUUUGUGAACUUUAAACAUGACGUUUCUGUCCCUUAUAGCAUGCACCUGCUUAGCGGCAUCCGACUUUAUGGAAGGCAGCUUAACUUGCAGUACAGAGCAGGCAGCAGUCAUAUUAAUCAGGAAGGAAAAAGCCCUGCGAACUCUCAGAACCCCAGUCCAGCUAACACACCCACUCACCGUAGUGCUAGGUAUGACAGGACUCCUGAUCAGAUGAGCUCUCCAUCGUACUCUCCUCCUCAGAGCUUUCAGAGGUCUUUCUCUUCACCAGACAGUCUUCAGAAGCAAGUGAUGAUGAACAACAUGUGGCAGAUGCAGCAGUUGGCCGGUUCGUUUCAGCUCGGCAUGCAGCAGCAGCAACAGUUCAGAGGUGGCUCCAGUAGCCCCUGGCAAAAAGACAGCCCCGCCCAAUGGAGCCAGCGCCCCGCCCACCAGCAAGACGGUGGUAGCCACUAUGGCCGAGAGCAGCGGCACGGGAGCAGCGAGCGGCACCGGAGAGACGGCCAGAGAAGCGACUUCUACCAGCACGACGACCGCGGAGGAGCCCGAAAUCGAGAUUAUCCACCUGACAGGCGCAGAGAGUCAAAAGACGGACGCUGGAGGCGAUACUGAUGCUGAUCCAUCGAGGAGACUUCACUUCUUAUUGAUCAGACAGAUUCAUUCAAGCAUUUGCCACAUGAUCAUGGAGCUCUCCAUUCAGGUCACAUGGUACUGGUGAAUUGUGUGUGAGAGUGUGUGAGAGUGUGUGAGAGUGUGUGAGAGUGUGUGAGAGUGUGUGAGAGUGUGUGAGAGUGUGUGAGAGUGUGUGAGAGUGUGUGAGAGUGGCUUUAGUAAAUUAAAGCUACAACACAAAUAUACUUUACCAGCAGGGGAUGUACUUUUAGAGUGAGUGUAUGAGAAAUGGACUGAUUUCUCUCAGGAUUUUUUAAAUGAUCACUUGUAGAAUUCUCUGGUGCUUUUAAAAUUUUUAUUUUAUUAUUAUUUUUUUUUUUAAUGUUUCUGUUCAAAAAAUAUUCUAACUUGUAUACAGGCUAUAUAACGUGCUGUAACUUUCUCCACUGUAAAUACAGCUGCAUUUUUAAGAUAUGA